Molecule: messenger RNA, 3671 nt
Organism: Diorhabda sublineata
Lineage: Eukaryota; Metazoa; Arthropoda; Insecta; Coleoptera; Chrysomelidae
Product: xylosyl- and glucuronyltransferase LARGE1-like
Exons: 11
Biological process (GO): protein O-linked glycosylation via mannose
Molecular function (GO): xylosyltransferase activity; glucuronosyltransferase activity
Source: RefSeq, a predicted model, not a curated record
AUUUACCUUUUAAAAAUUCGACUAAAACGCCAAAAUGCCUUUUUUUGUAAAUUUGCGAGACAAUGGUUGAUCCUACUUAUAUUAACAACUGCUGUGCUUAUUUUUGUGAACGUUUUCCCUAGCCUAUAUACACCACAACGAAAUGUUUCUAUAAAAAAAGAUAAACAACUAGUAGAUACAUUUAAGGAUGCAAAUAUUAAGAGAACAACAAAAGACGAUCCCUGUGAAACCAUUCACAUUGGAGUCGUUUGUUCGGGGUUCAAUUCAAACCUAAUGUUCCAUACCUUACUUAAAUCUAUUUAUUUUCAUAGAGUCAAUCCGCUACAUUUCCAUAUUAUUUCCAAUAAAAUUUCAGAAAAGAUAUUGAAAAAGCUGUUCGAAAGCUGGAAUGUCGUACAAGUAAAUACAACAUUCUAUGAUCUGAAUAAUUACACACCAGAACUAAGAUGGAUUCCUAAUACCCAUUAUUCAGGUAUUCACGGUUUAAUGAAAUUAAUGUUUCCGAAAAUAAUUCCUCUAGAAAUAACCGACCGGAUUUUGGUAUUGGAUACAGAUAUGACCGUAGUUGGUGACAUAUACGAACUUUGGGCAAUGUUUAAAAAGUUCAAUAAAAAACAGGCGAUAGGAAUGGUUGAAAAUCAAAGCGAUUACUACUUGGGGUUGAACGUUUGGCCAGCUAUCGGUAGAGGUUACAAUUCUGGUGUGAUAAUGUUCAAUAUCUACUUAUUGAAAAAAUUAAAUUGGCCGAAAUUGUGGUCGGAUCUAGCGAAAAGAGACGCUCUUAUAUACGGUUCGACUCGUUUAGCGGACCAGGAUAUAAUCAACGCAGUUGUCAAAGAACACCCCGAAAUAGUAUACGAAGUGCCUUGCGUGUGGAAUACUCAAUUGAGCGAUAGAACUUUGAGCGAAAGUUGUUAUAAGAAUAACAAAGUGAAGAUAGUUCACUGGAACUCCCCGAAGAAAUAUAACGUGGAAAAUAAAGACGGGGAAUAUUUCAAGAGCGUGGCUAUUGGAUUUCAAGAACACAACGGGAAUUUGUUGAGGAAGAAGUUGUAUGGCUGCAAUAACCAACCAGUUACGGUGGCACGGAAUGAUUCAGAUGAUGUGUGUUCGGAAUUUCGUAAUUUAGCUAAAAUCCAUUGGAGGACGCUACUUUUUAUUAGGGAAUAUAAGCACGUUGUUAUCGAAAAUGAUGUUACUUUCGUUGCCCAAUUAUCCUACGAUAGAUUACAGACGAUUGAAGAAUUGGUGAAAGCUUGGUCUGGACCGAUAAGUUUAACUUUAUACGUAUCCGAUCCCGAAUUAAUGAAAAGCAUUGAAUUCAUAACAUCAUCGGAAAUUUUGAAAAACAGAUGGGACGUUGCGUAUCACGCAGUUUUUAAAGAUGGAGAUUUUUAUCCUAUAAAUAUAUUGAGAAAUAUCGGUUUGAAGAACGUACAAACACCAUUCGUAUUUUUGGCUGAUAUAGAUUUCCUUCCAUCGAAAGAUUUAUAUGAAUCGUUAAUAAAACACAUUAAAAUAUUCGGAUCUUUAAAAAAGAAGGCACUAAUAGUACCAGCAUUCGAAAUACAAAAAUACGUCAACCAAAUACCAAGCGAUAAAAAUCAACUGUUGGUUGGUCUGAAGGAAAAAUCAAUUAUACCUUUUUUGACAAAUAUUUGGACUCCAGGUCAUACUCCUACAAUGUAUAAUAUUUGGAAAAAUAGUAGCAAACCUUAUAAUGUAAAAUGGGAAGUCGAUUACGAACCUUACAUAGUAGUUAGAAGCGAUGUGGUGGAAUACGACGAGAAGUUUAUAGGCUUUGGUUGGAACAAAGUUUCGCAUAUAAUGGAAUUAGAAGCACAAAAUUAUGCGUUUGUUGUAUUACCAGAUGUAUUUAUUAUCCAUAAACCUCAUACUCCUAGUUACGAUUUAGGAAGAUUUAGAACGUCUUCGGUAUACAGGCUGUGUCUUCGACUUUUAAAAGAAGAGUUUAUACAAAGGUUAAACAAAGAAUAUAAUAGAAAUUUUCCAUAUAUCAACACUUCUGCUAUCCUACCGGAAAUUAGAAGAAGGAAGAGACAUAGCAUGUCAUUAGAUAUCCCUUCGACUACUAUAGAAACCAACACCGAUUAUCCAAACGCGACAGAAUAAUCAAUUUCAUGAAUAUUUUUCACAUCUCAAGUAUAAAAAGUACUUGUUGUUUUUGAGUAAAACAAUAUUUUUUAAUCGGUAAUAGGGUUGGAAACAGCUUGAAAUACAAAAAGAUUCUAACCUAUAAUAGAAGGUUUGUUGAAACCUUGAAUCAUCAAAGAUAUAUUGCCAAAUAAUUAUUAUAUACCAUUAUUUUACAUAUAUAUAUAUAUAUAUAUAUAUAUAUACAAAGAUAUUAUACCAGUAGCUUCGGGUUUGUGAUAAUCAAUAAUUUAUUAAAUUUUAUUUUUAUGGGGUAGUUUAGACGUUUUAUAUAUUUUUCGAUACAUUAAUAUCAAAAAAUAGACGUAUAUAAUCAGAGGGUUUUAUAAUAAUAAAAAUGUAUAAGUGUUAUGAACAAUAUUUUCUCUAUUACCAUACUAAAAAUCCUCAAAAACUCAAUACACAAAAUUUUAUCAUUCUAUAGGGACAUAACAUAUAAAGUCUCGUAUUUUAGUAUAAAUAACCGAUUAGAAUUAUAAUCCAGGCGAUUUAGAACAAACCGUAUUGCUUAUGUGAAACAUAUGAGACUUUCUAUUAAGGUAGCAAAAAAAUAAGUGAAAAGUCGAGUGUUUUUAAAAAAAUCUAUUGAUACCGAAUUAAUUCAAGUUAAAAAGCAUCCGAAAAAUAUUGUUCUUAUAAAAAUAUGAUAUUCAUUUCAGUAGAUGCAUUCUUGUUUCUGGAGGACAGCAACUGAGAGGAAGACCGCGCCUUCGCUGGUUGGACGACGUUGAGGCGGACCUGAUCCAGCUAGGAGUUCGACGUUAGAGGCACCAUGCUCCAGGAUAAAAAUGAUGAGGUCGAUUGUUAAAGAAGAAGAUGCAUUCUUGGAAGUUAUUUUUAUUACAAAAGUAUCUUUCAACUGUUUGUUACCUAAUAUAUUCUCCUUUAGUUCAUCAGGAGUAUAUUUACCCACAAUAGACACAUUAACAAGCCAAGGAUUGAUUCCAUAGCGUGAAAAAUUUGUAGAGAUUAAUGCUUUAUUGCUCUAAAGUGUUUAAAUACGGUUUCAUCAUUUAGUUCAUAUUAUUUUCUAGUAGCGCCUCGUUAACAGCUACCUCCUUUCAAAUUCAUAAAAUUUUUAACUCUGUAAAUUCCGUAGGAAACUACACAAAAUGAUGUUUUUUUGUUUACCUUGCCUGGAACAAAAAAGGAAUUAUACUGAUAACGAUCAGUUUUCCUGGACUAUUAUAUAAAAAAAUGACUCUUGUUGAACUCAUUUCGCAUCAAACUGUUUCUUGGUCGAUCAAAGGGGUUUUUGGGGAUUUUUGAUCGUUCCAAUAUCUAUGUAAACAUGAAGUUUAACCGUAUCAUAGCAAACUACACAGAAUGAUGAUUUUUUGUUUACCUUGCCUGAACUUUUAUUUAUAUGGAACAAAAAUGGAAUUAUUCUGAUGAAAAAAACCGAAAACAGAGUCCAUAAGUCCAUUUUAAUCGAAAAAAAAAAAAAAAAUUAAAAUAAAACUAUUUACAGUAUUAUUUUUUUAUUGUGUGGUAAU